This is a messenger RNA of Beta vulgaris subsp. vulgaris (sugar beet), 2216 nucleotides long. RefSeq names its product probable glycosyltransferase At5g20260. Lineage: Eukaryota; Viridiplantae; Streptophyta; Magnoliopsida; Caryophyllales; Amaranthaceae. The transcript is spliced from 4 exons. Bases 172 to 1581 code for a protein of 469 amino acids. Gene Ontology annotation, molecular function: glycosyltransferase activity. The record is from RefSeq and is a predicted model, not a curated record.
UACAUUUUUUAUUACUUCUACUUGUUAAUACAAAAUAUAUAUUUGCGUUGGAAAAUCCAAACAAUAUAUAUAUAGUAUAUACUACAUAAAUUCGAAUAUAUUUAUGUUCAUUAAAUUAAGCUCACUAUAUCUCUUAAGUAGGAGAAGAGAUAGAAGAGCCCCUAAGAAUCCAUGGCUAAAACACCCACAAAAUUCUUGCUAAUUUUCCCUACUUCUCUUAUUUUAAUCUUCUUCUAUUUAUCUUUUUUCCCUCAAAAACAUCAUCUUAACAUCAGUUUUCUUUCUAAGCUACUUUUGCCACCUCCAUCUAAUCCUCUUGUUAACGUUACUAAUCAUACACAUAAUGACAUUUCAACUGUUACCAUGAUAGUAAAGGAAGAAGAAAAAGAAAAGAAGAAGAAAAUGAACAUAAGCAAGAGUAGUUUCAAUAAGCUUGAAGAUGGAUUGGCUCGAGCUCGAGUCGCGAUCCGAGAAGCUGCCCGGAGCCGGAGUUAUGAGCCGGAGGAAGAGGAAGAUUUCCUUCCUAGAGGUCUAGUUUACCGGAAUCCAUAUGCUUUUCAACAGAGCCACAAAGAGAUGGUAAAAAGAUUCAAGAUAUGGACUUACAAGGAAGGGGAACCACCUUUGGUGCACCAAGGACCAAUGAGCUACUUUUAUGGCAUCGAAGGGCAUUUCAUUCAAGAAAUGGAGGAUGGGGAGAUGAGCUCAAUGAGCAAGUUUAUAGCUAGUAACCCUAAUGAGGCGCAUGUCUUCUUUCUACCCUUUAGUAUCGUUAAUAUGAGGACAGCUUUUUACAAGCCCCUCGAUUAUGAUCGUGCACCUAUCAAUAAUGUGGUGUUAGACUAUAUUAAUGUGGUGGCUAUGAAGUAUCCUUAUUGGAAUAGAAGUCUUGGGGCUGAUCAUUUCAUGCUCUCCUGCCAUGAUUGGGCACCAGAAAUAUCCUUUGCCAACCCAAAAUUGCUCAAGAAUCUUAUAAGAGCACUUUGUAAUGCCAAUACAUCCGAGGGAUUUCUACCAAUGAGGGAUGUUCCAAUCCCAGAGAUUAACGUUCCAGCUAGACAAUUAAACCAACCAAACUUGGGUUUACCAAUAAUUAAGCGUCAAAUCUUUGCAUUUUUUGCUGGUGGAAAUCAUGGUUAUGUUAGAAAGUUUUUAUUUCAACAAUGGAAAGAAGAUGAAGAAAUUCAACUUUAUGAACAACUUCCCAAGAAUCAAAAUUACUUUGAAAUGUUGGGUAAAAGUAAAUUUUGCUUAUGCCCUAGUGGUCAUGAAGUAGCAAGUUCAAGAAUUGUUGAAGCUAUUCAAGCAGAUUGUGUACCAGUUAUUAUCAAAGAUAAUUAUUCAUUUCCAUUUAGUGAUGUUCUUGAUUGGACUAGAUUUUCAAUUUUUGUUCCUGUGAAAAAAAUUCCUGAGAUUAAGAUCAUCUUAAAAGGAAUUUCUUCAAGAGAGUAUAUGGAGUUGAGAGAUGGAGUAAAGAGUGUUAAGUGGCAUUUUACAAUUAAUAGACCUUCUAAACCAUUUGAUUUAAUUCAUAUGGUGUUACAUUCUGUAUGGUUACGAAGGCUUAAUAUAAGAUUGUAGUAUUAGUAAUUUCCAGAAUUGUUUGUCAUAUUAUAUAAUAUAUAUAGAGAAUAUCUCUUGUAACCAUAGUAAAUUGUAUGUUUUUUUGGAUGCAAAUAGUAAAUUGUGUGUAGUACAACUAAAUUCUUAUUAAGCGUUGUAAAUUGUAUAUGAUUAUAUUGUCUUAUUCGAGAGUUACUGCCUAAAAUUUAAUUUUUUUUAAUAUUGUUUUGUUCAUAUUCGAGUAAAAUUAAAUGAGUUAGUCUUUUAUUUCUAGGGAGACAUUAUGUGAUAAAAGCAGUGUUUGUACGUGAUAUAUUUCGCUUAAAACUAUAAAAUUUUAAGAUGAUGUCUGACUUCGAUUGUUAGAAUCGACAAUAUAAUCAAUAAUAUAUUCGCGAGCAAUAAUAACAAAGAAAUAACAUAAGAAACAACAAAAGGAUUACACAAUAAGAUUUAAUAUGAAAAUCCGAGAACAGAAAAAAAAAAAAAAAAAAAAAACCACUUAACAAAGUAUUAGGACUUUCAAAGAUGAAUAUGCUAUGGUGACUUUCAAGUGGGGACUAAUGAACACACACUUGACAAUGUAGUUCCACCCCUAGGAUUUGAAUGGGCUAGUUCGAAGCUAGUUGUUGGUUAGCAUCUCGAGUAUUCUC